Molecule: messenger RNA, 1842 nt
Organism: Cyprinus carpio (common carp)
Lineage: Eukaryota; Metazoa; Chordata; Actinopteri; Cypriniformes; Cyprinidae
Biological process (GO): regulation of cell projection organization; morphogenesis of a branching structure; actin filament organization
Cellular component (GO): internode region of axon; extracellular exosome; neuronal cell body
Molecular function (GO): actin filament binding
Source: RefSeq, a predicted model, not a curated record
ACAAGAGCACAUUCAGUACAAUUACCUGUAGGCACACUUCUUUUUCAGGAGGGAACAGUGGAAAAAAAACAAAAAAUUAGAAUAGACACCCGCUUCCCAUAAACAUGAGGCUGACUAAUUGACACCUCCGAAAGAUGCUGGACUGUGAAAAUAUAAUAUCCAUAUGACAGAAAGCCUGUUAUCCUUAUGUAAGUCUAGGAAAACAAAACCUUGCAGAAGAAGAACACCGAAACAUCUCAUAUCUUCGAAAUAUUUGAAUAUCCUCGGAAAGAAGCUCAAAAUAGAGAGUGCCAGUUUUUGAACUGAAUAUCCAUUGAACCCAUUAAUCCCACAAUCCCAUGUUCACUCCCAGAAUUAGAGGCCAAACAACACUGUUCUCCAAACAAUGGGGAUGAAUUUCUCAUCAACUUUGCCACUGGCAAUGAGAAUGAGGCUGCGUCACCCAAUGCCAGUAGAUUCCACUGAGUCUUGAAGGGAGGGACACAGACACAGCCACAGCCACAAGAGAAUACUUCUGAGCAUCCUUCUCCUUCAAGGUCUGCUAUCCUUCCCAAACCACAGGAACCGGAAUCAGACCUUCUAUAACACAGUGCCACAGAGCAAACACGAACAAGGACAGGAAGUGACAUCAAUGGAGCAGAACGACAAGGGCACAUUGGAAACUGAGAAACAGCAAAUGAAUGGUCAAACAGAAGAAGCACCUCAAGAGACGACCACACCUGAAGAGCCGGCUAAUGUAAGUGAGAAUAAUUCAGAUAAAAAUGAUCAAGAAAUGCAUGAGAGCAAUGCAGAAAAGAAUGAAGAAGAAAUAAGUGUGAAUAAUGGAGAUCAGAAUGAAGAGGAAAAUGUGAAGGAAGAAGAGGAAGAAGAGGAUGAAUUGGCUGAUGGUUUCCAGACUUCGGUCGAGAUGUCAAUCCGGCAAUUUGAGAAUGAUGAAAAUAACCGCCCUAUUUGCAGGUACAACACUGUCAGCUACAGGAAGAUUAAGAAAGGAAACACAAAGCAGAGAAUAGAUGAGUUUGAGUCCAUGCUGGAUGUAUAACAGUGAUGAAUGUCGUCAGAGACACAUACUGUACGUAAGAACUGAGUGGCGUCAUCAUGUAUGUUUUGUAUGUGGAUCCUUCAAAAGUAUGUGACUGUUAAACUUCUUUAUAUAGUUAAAAGGUUUAACACACAAUGGCAUGAACAGUAUUUUGUCACAGCCUAAUUUUGGCCUGUAUCACAUUUUUAAAGAAAUCAGUAGUUGUAGAAAUAAUAUUUUGUAGAAAUCUUUAAAGCAUUCAGAAAACAGGUUUUAAAUAACCCAUCAUCUGGCAGCGAGCCGAAAAAACAACAACAUUUAUUUGUCUACAAAUGAGAUUUUUCAUUCAUGAAUGCUCCUUCAAAUAACACACAGUCUGUCUGACUAAUGCAGGCCUGAUCUCUACUGUGCUGCCAAAUCACCAUUAAUGAAUUACUGGAAGAACUUACAGUUACAGUAAGCAUACAGUAUGAAGGGCAUUAUUGUAUUCCUGUUCAAAAAUUGUAUUGUAAUGUAAAGCUACCAGCUUUCUAAUGUUGAUUAUGAUUAUGGUUACAUGGCUUUGUAAAACAUGCUCACAAGUUUUAAAAUACAACAACAAUAGUCAGCAGUUUUUCAUUUCCAUUUUCAGAUUUGUAUAUGUAAUACAUGCAUAUAGGGAUACUGUGAUUAUAUCUUUGGACAAUUAGAAGUUUUCAUUGUUUUCUAUAAUGACAUAAUGCUACUUGAUAUCUGCCACACUAAACUGAAUUCAUGUAACCUGUUCAAGUUGUUAAGGCUUCCUUUUUCUCUGAAUGCACAAUUUUUUUCUUUAUUUUCAU